Messenger RNA from Entrophospora sp. SA101, 396 nucleotides. NCBI's taxonomy places the organism in Eukaryota, Fungi, Glomeromycota, Glomeromycetes, Entrophosporales, Entrophosporaceae. The record is from the annotation of a GenBank genome assembly.
AUGGAAGAACAAAUAGCUACAACAAAAAAUACAAAAAAUACAGAUAAUAUAAUUAUUAAUGAUGCUCAAACUUCUGCUCUUUCUCCAUCCACUUCCAUGAUUGAUAACAUAUUGAAACGAAGUUCUAUAUCAACAAUAGCUGGCGAAGUUGAGGAUGGAAACCAUAAAAAAUCAAUAAAAAGUAAUGACGACAAAUGCAAUCAUGAUAACAAUAACAACAAUAAUGAUCAUUCAUCAUCAGAUGUUGAACCUUCACAACAAACUUUUCCUUUCACCCCUCACCUACUUUAUCAUUUAUUUGAUCCAAAAAACUUGAGGUUACUAAAAAUUUUUGGUGGAACUGAUGGUAUAAUAAAAGGUUUACACACAAAUAUUGAAACUGGUCUAAAGAUUUAA